Molecule: messenger RNA, 949 nt
Organism: Phoenix dactylifera (date palm)
Lineage: Eukaryota; Viridiplantae; Streptophyta; Magnoliopsida; Arecales; Arecaceae
Source: RefSeq, a predicted model, not a curated record
UAACUCACUUUCCCUUUAUUUCUUCCAUAGAAAGCGAAAGAGCGAGAGAGAGCAAGCAAGCGGUCGCUUUUCGUCCAAUUUCUGAUGAGAUGAAGGAGGGAGAUCUGCUCCCGACGUCGGCGAAGCCCUCUGCCGCCGCCGAGGCUGCCCUCUUCGGAAAGGGCCGCUACAAGUUCUGGGCCCUCGCUGCCAUCAUCCUCCUCGCCUUCUGGUCCAUGCUCACCGGCACCGUCACCCUCAAGUGGUCCGCCGGCAGCCUCAACCGCUUCUCCGACGACCUCCUCGAUCCCCCGCUCCGCGAUGCCGAUCUGGACGUCCUGGAGAUGGAGGAGAGGGAGAAGGUGGUGAGGCACAUGUGGGACAUCUACGCGCACAGUCUCCGGAUCCGGUUGCCGCGAUUUUGGCAGCAGGCCUUCGAGGCGGCCUACGAGGAGCUCGCCAGCGACGAUCCGGCCGUCCGGGACGCCGCCGUCUCCGAGAUCGUCCGAAUGUCGAUGCGGAUGGUCGAUCUCGAGCCCCCGCCUCGCCAUCCGAAGAAUGCCGAACUGCAGGAUUUUCAAAGGGAUGGCAGCAGCAAGCCUAAGGUGAAACCAUCAGCCUUCUCAUCGAUGGGAGCCCAAUAAGCUGCGGCAAAUGUUCCUGGGCCCGGAGAUUUCUCUUUUUGAGUAUGAUCUAUCAACAGCUUCAUGUACUCAAGUUUGCCAAGGUUGUUUCCUCAUUAAGCAGUAGCAUGCAGAAAAUUUGUUUUCCUGCUUUCUAAAUUUUAGCUCUGGGUGCAUGCUCAAGGCAAGCUUUUGCAAGAUGCCACGCAGUUAAGAAUUACACCAAUGAAUCAUUACUGUAACUCUUACUUUAUUUUUCUCACUAAUAUUAGAAUCUGGGAAGAGUUUGCCAUGUGAGUGCUCUUUAAAACUACUCCAUAUGCUUUAUUUGGUUUCAUGAACAACAU